UGUGAACAAGAAUUCGCAGCCAAAAAUCGUCCUCUCGAUUAAACCAUCUUCAGCGACGAGAAGUCUCGAUUUUGAAGCGCAAGAAAUGUAUUGACCACAAUGACUUGAACGAAAACAUGACGCGCCAGGUCGGGUGCCGGCACCUAGCCGCCUCACCAAGCCACGGCCGAACCUCUCGUAAGUGCGAUUACGCCAAUGUGCCGCAAGGGGAUGACAAGCCGGACGGAUUGCCCCUGAGAAGCGCCGUCUUGCGGGAGAACGGGCGAGGCAGCUCGUUUAAAGAGAGGCGCCUGCUACCACUUUACUACAAAUUGCUGUGCAGACCCUCACACGGACCGCAGCACAGUCCAAAAGAGCCAAGGCCUGACACCACAACAGUAAUUCUCAUCCCGCAUAGCCUCAAUCUUCCCGUCAGCAACCACACCAAGGGGUGGAACCCCCUGUCUUUCAUUGUCCCCCCACGCACGCGAUCUGAUGUUGCUUCUGCAAGCUGCAAAAGCUACAAACCCCAGAUUGUCAGCGUUUGCUGCACGCAAACACCCUUGUUCAAGUCUCUCUUGGCAAUGUCGGAAAUUACUGUCGCUGGGGUAAGACGGCUCAAGCUCCCAAGGCGCGUACCCAAAAUAUCCGUCGAUGGAGGACUCCACAAUUCAGGCACAACGAACAAGCACCCUGCACCUCAUCAUGCAUUUGCGUCUGUAUAUAUCCACUGGCAACACUUCUCCUCCCAUCAUUUUCAAGACGAAAAGUCAUGCUUAUUCCGACAAACCGGACCAUCACUAUCCACUAUCAGGUUCUGGAAGGCUUCCGACUGCCUACGCGCCUUUCCAUAUUCCUCGUGCGCCAACGACUCAGCGCCAAGGAACACUAACAAAAGACAAACAUCGACGUCGACACCCGACUGACAGAUUCACUGACAGAGGAAAGUCCGCAGCUAUUUUCUUUUCACCCUCUUAGACACCCCUAGAAGAGUAGAAACCUCACAAGCAGAACCUCAUUGAAGCUACAAUGCUUCCCAUAACGAUACUAGCCAUUGGCCUCCCGGCCCUGGCUUAUGCUCACCCCACAGCUUUCGACGCCGAACCUGCCCCAACACUCGAGCGCAGAUUGAGGCUCGCAUCGGAUGCAUUCGAACUCAAGCCCGAAGACCUCGUCAAGCUCAGCGUUUGCAAAGAUUCUCAAGGACAACUCAAGUGCGAGGAGAGGAAAACCGGACUUCUAACCACGCCGACAUUUUCUUUGAUCAGCAAACCGCAAAGUUUGCAGCCCAAAGAAGAAAGGCUGCGCUGCACUUAUACUGACAAGAACUCCAAGAAGGAGGAAAAGAAAUGGGUCGAGGGUGACGACGGCAAAUGUACUAACGACAAGGAUGUCAUAACCAAGGACACAUGCACCAAGGACAAGGGUAAACUUGUUUGCCAAGAGAAGGCGCCCGAACCGAUCAGCAUGUUUAACCGCUUUCCGAUGGGAAUUUCCAUACCUUUUUGGAGCCCCCCAAUUGCCCCCAAGUCCACCCACGGUCUGGUUUGCGUGGUAGACAAGGGACAGGAGGCCGCCAAAAACGCGACCACUUUUAGGUUGAUCAUCAAGGAGCAAGAAACUUGCAUUCCCGAGAAGAAGCCGCUACCAGAGAUCACCAAGGCCGAGUGCGAAGCUGCCAAGGGCAAGCAGACUUGCAUCAUGGACAAGAAGACUGCACCACCAGGAUCCAAGGAGGCGCCGCCGCCAGCCACCCACCGCUGGAAGUGCAGUGUGCCGGGCAAGGAUGGGGCCAAGGCCGAGGACAAGAUGAUCAAGGGCGACGAGGGCAAGUGUGAGAUGAAGGACAUGCUCGUCAAUGGCGUCAAGCCGGACAUCACGCUCAAGGAGUGCAAGGACCGCAACGGAACAGCACCCUGCCUGCCCGAGAACCAAGUCUUCCGCUGGACGCUCAAGUACGAGAGGAACAAGUGCAACAUUCCUCCGACCAAGGUCAACGGCACCGACGGCGAGGUUCGCAACAUCAAGACCAGCGAGCGCAAGUGUACAUAUGAGGAUGCGAAGAAGGACAUCGACAGCAUGGAGGCCGAGGCAAAGAAGAAGGCCGCCAACGUGCCGGGUGUGAACCCCAAGAACCAGACCGUCGCCGCCACUGCCGAAAUGACCAAGAAGGAGUGCCAGGACAUCAAGGGCGCCAUGACCUGCACCAAGAAGGGCGACGCUCUCACCUGGCGCUGCAGGAUUGCCUACUUUGGCGGCAAGCCCAUCGAGGAGAAGUGGAUCAAGGGUGAUGAGGGCAAGUGCACCGAGGCAGACACCAAGAAGGACGCCAAAAAGGAGGAGCCCAAGAAGGAAGAGCCCAAGAAGCCCGAGAACAACGCCACAAACUCUACUGCGACCUCCACCACCUCUGCCUCGGCUCCUACCCCCACUCCCACCCCCACCGGUCCUGCUAUCGUCACUCGCCGCGGGAUCAAGCCCACCCUCGCCGGUCCUCCCACGGGGCCCUUGACACCCGAGCUUGGAGAUGACAUGGCCAAGCCCGUUCCUUUGUCGAUGCCGCCAAUCGACCUCGAUAUGCUUGACCUCGCGGCAGAUUUGCCAGGCCUACCCAAGUCCAGCAUGCUCGAAGACGCACCUCUGCCUGGAUUUGAUGACAUGCCUGGUGAUGAUGUCCCCUUUAACCUGCCUCCCCCUGCUGGCCGCAUGCCCGCCGACAUGGUGGACAAGCCCGCAGCCGCCGACCUGGAUGACGACAAGACGGUCAAGAUUGCCAUCCCCAAGGGCGACCCUGGCAAGCAGGGACCCAAGGGCGAGCCCGGCCGACCUGGACCCAAGGGCAAGGAUGGCAUGCCCGGACCCAUGGGCCUCCCCGGAAAGCCCGGAAAGGACGGUGAGAACGCGCCCAUCGUGAUCAUCAGCACCGAGAUUGAGAAGCCCAAGGACGUGAAGAAGAAGGGCGGACGCAAGCCCCUCUGGAUCACCCGUUCCGAGUGCAAGGCUCAGCAGGGCUUCGAGACUUGCAAGAAGGGCAAGAAGAUCUGCCGCAUCUCCAACGGCAGCGAGCUGUCGGAGCCUCGCCUGGGCGGCUCCUGCGACAGCGCCGACGCCGACGAGCACCACGUGGAGCUUUUCGAGGGCAUGUCCCGGCGCGCCAUGGCCAAGAUGCUGGCCAAGCUGCUCAAGAAGGAGCUGACCGGCGGCGGCAGUGGCGGCAAGAAGGGCGGCAGCAUCGGCAGCAAGUCUCGCCAGGGCGGCAAGAAGCUCAAGAACAAGAUGAAGAAGAAGCUCGGCGGCGGUCGCAAGUUCCACGACGGCAAGACCAAGAAGUCGGACUGGGUCUACAAGCAAUCGGCCGUCGACGACUGCGACAAGCUCGACGGCACGACGGGCUGCCUCGACGGCCGCGUCACCUGCAUGUUCAAGGGCCGCAACAACAAGCCCCACAUCAGAAAGUACCAGGACACGUGCGAGUGGCGCCUCCGCAACGACAGCUGGAGGAGCAAGCACCAAGUCGAGUGAUUUAUUUUGAAGUGGGUACCACAAAGAUUUUCUUUAUUUCCUUUGUCUUUGCGACUUUUUUACUUUUUAUUUUGUUUACAUGUUAUUAUUGUAUUUGGUAGCCUCUUUGCAUUUUACUGGCGCUUGGGGUUUUUUUUCUUUCUUUUCUCUUUUCUUUACCUAUUGCAUUUGGGAAAAGGGCGUUUACUCGGAUAUACCACAUGGUUCUCGGCGCAAAGAUAAAAACGGGAUCUUGCAUAUAGCAUAGCGCGGCGUUGCUUGGGCGUUUGGUUUUCUCGGGAUUGGGACGGUUCAAAUUAGCUUUUUUUUUUGCGUUACUCAUCUUCUAUUCUCCGUCUCAUCAUCUUUGGAUGACGGAUGGCCUUAUUUUUACUUGGCUUCAAAUGAAAGCGUUCUUAUAUUACUUUAUUUCCGUG
Messenger RNA from Pyricularia oryzae 70-15, 3917 nucleotides. RefSeq lists its product as uncharacterized. Bases 1009 to 3501 code for a protein of 830 amino acids. The record is from RefSeq and is a predicted model, not a curated record. The transcript has a single exon. Lineage: Eukaryota; Fungi; Ascomycota; Sordariomycetes; Magnaporthales; Pyriculariaceae.